Molecule: messenger RNA, 492 nt
Organism: Zingiber officinale
Lineage: Eukaryota; Viridiplantae; Streptophyta; Magnoliopsida; Zingiberales; Zingiberaceae
Product: rust resistance kinase Lr10-like
Exons: 2
Coding region: 1-492 (163 amino acids)
Biological process (GO): protein phosphorylation
Molecular function (GO): protein tyrosine kinase activity; ATP binding
Source: RefSeq, a predicted model, not a curated record
AUGAUAGUUUGGUUCUUGCUUGGUUACAAACUAUGGAACAGGGGAGUCGCAGUUGACCUUAUAGAGAAGUUUCUUCGGCGCCAGCAAACACUGAUGCCAACAAGAUACGCCUACUCUGAACUCAUAGCAAUCACAAGGCAUUUUAGAGAGAAGCUCGGCCAAGGUGGCUUCGGCUCAGUCUUCAAAGGGGAACUUCUAGGGGAUCGUUUUGUUGCAGUUAAGAUGUUAAGCAACUCCAAAUGCAAUGGCGAUGACUUCAUCAAUGAAGUUUCUACAUUAGGUAGGAUUCAUCAUGUGAAUGUCGUGCGGUUAGUUGGAUAUUGCUCAGACGGAUCAAAGAGAGCUUUGAUUUAUGAGUAUAUGCCUAAUGGCUCACUUGACAAGUACAUUUUUGCUCCCAAUGGAACUAAUGGUCACUUUUUCACCUCAGAAAAACUCAUUCAAAUAGCAAUUGUUAGUGCUAAAAUGAAGAUUACUGAUGGCUCUUCCUAA